AUGGCCUCUCCACUUGAUCCUUCAACAAAGUUGAAAGCCACUGAAGGUAACUUACUCACAGACCCCACUCAAUACAGAAAGCUAGUGGGAAAACUGAACUUCCUCACCAACACACGACUUGAUAUUGCCUACAGUGUCCAACAUCUCAGCCAGUACAUGCAAAGUCAUCGAGAUUCUCAUCUCAAAGCUGCCAUGCAUACAGCUUGCCCUGAGACUAGAAAAUCAGUUAGCGGUUAUAUUAUAUUACUUGGAGACAAUCCAAUUAGUUGGAAAUCAAAGAAACAGUCCACUGUGUCACUAAGCUCUGAAGAGGCAGAGUACAGGUCUGCAAGAAAGGUAGUUGCAGAGCUUGUUUGGUUAUCUAAACUUUUGGAGGAACUAACUAUACACUUGAGUCUUCCCAUUCCAGUAUACUGUGAUAAUCAAGCAGUUCCUGCACAUCGCCAGAAACUCAGUGUUUCAUGA
Messenger RNA from Nicotiana attenuata, 465 nucleotides. RefSeq lists its product as uncharacterized. The record is from RefSeq and is a predicted model, not a curated record. NCBI's taxonomy places the organism in Eukaryota, Viridiplantae, Streptophyta, Magnoliopsida, Solanales, Solanaceae. The transcript has 2 exons. The coding region runs from base 1 to 465 and encodes 154 amino acids.